CCGCCGCCGCAGCCGCCGCAGCAGCAGCAGCCGCCGCCCCAGGCCCCCCCCAUGGAGCCCGAGGCCCCGGAUUCCCGCAAGAGGCCCCUCGAAACGCCCCCCGAGGUGGUCUGCACCAAGCGCAGCAACACGGGAGAGGAAGGCGAAUACUUCCUGAAGGUGCUGAUCCCCAGCUACGCGGCAGGCUCCAUCAUCGGCAAGGGCGGGCAGACCAUCGUACAGCUGCAGAAGGAGACAGGAGCCACCAUCAAGCUCUCUAAGUCCAAAGACUUCUAUCCGGGAACCACAGAGCGAGUAUGCCUGGUACAGGGCACAGCAGAGGCCUUGAAUGCUGUGCACAGUUUUAUUGCUGAGAAGGUCCGAGAAAUCCCACAAGCAAUGACCAAGCCUGAGGUGGUCAACAUCCUUCAACCCCAAACCACGAUGAACCCCGACAGAGCCAAGCAGGCCAAGCUGAUCGUCCCCAACAGCACCGCGGGCCUGAUCAUCGGCAAGGGGGGCGCGACAGUGAAAGCCGUGAUGGAACAGUCGGGUGCCUGGGUGCAGCUGUCCCAGAAGCCGGAGGGCAUCAACCUUCAGGAGCGCGUGGUGACCGUCAGCGGCGAACCCGAGCAGGUGCACAAGGCCGUGAGCGCCAUCGUGCAGAAGGUACAGGAAGACCCCCAGAGCAGCAGCUGCCUCAACAUCAGCUACGCCAACGUGGCUGGCCCCGUGGCCAACUCCAACCCCACCGGCUCGCCGUACGCCAGCCCCGCCGACGUGCUGCCCGCCGCCGCCGCCGCCUCGGCCGCCGCCGCCUCCGGCCUGCUGGGCCCCGCGGGGCUGGCGGGCGUGGGCGCCUUUCCGGCCGCCCUGCCCGCCUUCUCAGGCACCGACCUGCUGGCCAUCAGCACGGCGCUUAACACGCUGGCCAGUUACGGCUACAACACCAACUCCCUCGGCCUGGGCCUCAACUCGGCAGCAGCCUCCGGGGUCCUGGCCGCCGUGGCCGCAGGCGCCAACCCCGCCGCCGCCGCCGCCGCCAACCUCCUGGCGUCCUACGCCGGGGAGGCCGGGGCCGGGCCGGCCGGAGGGGCCGCCCCGCCUCCACCCCCGCCCCCCGGAGCCCUGGGGUCCUUCGCCUUGGCCGCAGCCGCCAACGGCUACCUCGGGGCCGGGGCGGGCGGCGGGGCGGGCGGCGGCGGGGGCCCGCUCGUGGCCGCCGCAGCCGCGGCGGGGGCCGCCGGGGGCUUCCUGACGGCCGAGAAGUUGGCGGCCGAGAGUGCCAAGGAGCUGGUGGAGAUUGCGGUGCCUGAGAACCUGGUGGGGGCCAUCCUGGGCAAAGGGGGCAAGACGUUGGUGGAGUACCAGGAGCUGACGGGCGCCCGCAUCCAGAUCUCCAAGAAGGGAGAGUUCCUGCCAGGCACGCGGAACCGGCGGGUCACCAUCACGGGCAGCCCUGCGGCCACGCAAGCCGCUCAAUACCUCAUCAGCCAGCGGGUCACCUACGAGCAGGGAGUGAGGGCCUCAAACCCCCAGAAAGUGGGAUGAGGCCUGUGGUGUCUGCUCCCACCCUCCUUCCUGACCCUUCUCCUCUUCCUCUCCUCCCCCUCCCCCACACCCCCAACUCCUGACCUCAGCUCGGUGGAGUCCUGCUCCUCGUGGGAUGGGGCUGGGGGGCUGCACCCCCCCUUCUGGUAGUCAUAGGCAGGAUUGAGUGCUGGCUGGGGAUGGGGCCCAGAAGCUCCCUCCCCGGCCCUGAACUGACCCGUUCUUCCCUCCUCCCUAUGGUUGACUGGGCCUGACCCUCCUCUCCCAGGGCCCAGGUCUGUGUGAUAUCUGUAUAUAUUGCAUUUUGUUGAUUUUAAUAGAAAACAAAGCGUUA
This is a messenger RNA of Hyaena hyaena (striped hyena), 1864 nucleotides long. RefSeq names its product NOVA alternative splicing regulator 2 (gene NOVA2). The record is from RefSeq and is a predicted model, not a curated record. Gene Ontology annotation, molecular function: mRNA binding. Bases 52 to 1530 code for a protein of 492 amino acids. Lineage: Eukaryota; Metazoa; Chordata; Mammalia; Carnivora; Hyaenidae. Gene Ontology annotation, biological process: regulation of alternative mRNA splicing, via spliceosome; mRNA splicing, via spliceosome. The transcript is spliced from 4 exons. Gene Ontology annotation, cellular component: cytoplasm; nucleus.